UCCUGGAGACUGGCUGAAUCCGGAAGUGAUCCCGGAGGACCGAGUUGCGGCGCAGGACCCCGGCGGACGGCCCGAGGUGGGAACCAUGAGCUGGAUUCCUUUCAAGAUCGGGCAGCCCAAGAAACAGAUUGUUCCCAAAACAGUGGAGAGAGACUUUGAAAGGGAGUAUGGAAAACUCCAGCAGCUGGAAGAGCAGACCAGGCGGCUUCAGAAGGACAUGAAGAAGAGCACCGACGCCGACCUGGCCAUGUCGAAGUCUGCCGUGAAGAUAUCCCUGGACUUACUCUCCAAUCCCCUCUGCGAGCAAGACCAGGACUUUCUGAAUAUGGUGACGGCCCUGGACACAGCCAUGAAGCGGAUGGAUGCCUUCAACCAGGAGAAGGUGAACCAGAUCCAAAAGACAGUGAUUGAGCCCUUGAAAAAGUUUGGCAGCGUCUUCCCGAGCCUCAACAUGGCAGUGAAGAGGCGGGAACAGGCCUUACAGGACUACAGGAGGCUGCAGGCCAAAGUGGAGAAGUACGAGGAGAAGGAGAAGACGGGGCCAGUGCUAGCCAAGCUCCACCAGGCGCGAGAAGAGCUGCGGCCAGUGCGGGACGACUUCGAGGCCAAAAACAUGCAGCUCCUGGACGAGAUGCCGCGCUUCUACAGCAGCCGCCUCGACUACUUCCAGCCCAGCUUUGAGUCCCUGAUCCGCGCCCAGGUGGUGUACUACUCGGAAAUGCACAAGAUCUUCGGGGACCUGACCCAGCAGCUCGAGCAGCCAGGCCACUCGGACGAGCAGCGGGAACGGGAGAACGAGGCCAAGCUGAGCGAGCUGCGAGCCCUGUCCAUCGUGGCGGACGACUGAGCUCGCGGCCCGCCGUCGGGGAAGCUGGGAGCGCGAGGGCGUCUCCCGGGCCGCACGAGGCGCAGCCCUGGCCCCACCGCCGGCAGCAGGUCAGCGACAGCGGUAGCCGGCUGCCAGACUCCAGCCCAAAGCCAGCGGUGCAGGAGAUUCCCCGGGGCUUUCCUUCCAGAACCGUCCAGAGCACACCAUGGGCUCAGCCCUCCCCAGGGCCGGGGCUGCCCCCACCACGGCACGGCAGGGGAGUCCACGGCCCCUCGGGCCCUCGACCGCGGGCAAGGCGCCCACGCGGCCCUGGGGGACAGGUUGCUCCCACCAGCUUGGGUGCCGGCUGAGCCCCACCCAGGCGGGUCACGGACUCCGUGGAACCGUGCUGCGCCCACCCCAGCCCCGAGGACAGGCUCCGUGGAACCGUGCUGCGCCCACCCCAGCCCCGAGGACGGACUCCGUGGAACCGUGCUGCGCCCACCCCAGCCCCGAGGACAGGCUCCGUGGAACCGUGCUGCGCCCACACCAGCCCCGAGGACGGACUCCGUGGAACCGUGCUGCGCCCACACCAGCCCCGAGGACGGACUCCGUGGAACCGUGCUGCGCCCACCCCAGCCCCGAGGACAGGCUCCGUGGAACCGUGCUGCGCCCACACCAGCCCCGAGGACAGACUCCGUGGAACCGUGCUGCGCCCACCCCAGCCCCGAGGACGGACUCCGUGGAACCGUGCUGCGCCACCCCAGCCCCGAGGACAGGCUCCGUGGAACCGUGCUGCGCCACACCAGCCCCGAGGACGGACUCCGUGGAACCGUGCUGCGCCCACCCCAGCCCCGAGGACGGACUCCGUGGAACCGUGCUGCGCCCACCCCAGCCCCGAGGACGGACUCCGUGGAACCGUGCUGCGCCACACCAGCCCCGAGGACAACAGUGGGGCGCGUGGCUCACCUGGGCAUUUGGAAUUUUAUUUUUUCAAGUAAAGUUUCCAGAAAAACA
Perognathus longimembris pacificus (Pacific pocket mouse) is the source of this 1825-nucleotide messenger RNA. It is a transcript of the gene Bin3, whose product is annotated as bridging integrator 3. Gene Ontology annotation, cellular component: cytoplasm; actin cortical patch. NCBI's taxonomy places the organism in Eukaryota, Metazoa, Chordata, Mammalia, Rodentia, Heteromyidae. The coding region runs from base 86 to 847 and encodes 253 amino acids. Gene Ontology annotation, biological process: endocytosis; plasma membrane tubulation; actin cortical patch localization. The record is from RefSeq and is a predicted model, not a curated record. The transcript has 9 exons. Gene Ontology annotation, molecular function: protein binding; lipid binding.